Aspergillus uvarum CBS 121591 is the source of this 329-nucleotide messenger RNA. RefSeq lists its product as uncharacterized. The record is from RefSeq and is a predicted model, not a curated record. Bases 28 to 207 code for a protein of 59 amino acids. NCBI's taxonomy places the organism in Eukaryota, Fungi, Ascomycota, Eurotiomycetes, Eurotiales, Aspergillaceae. The transcript has a single exon.
CGCGACUUUCACCUGUAGGGGUUUUCGAUGCAGGAGUUUGGGGUUGCCUCUAUCCCGUCGUCGGUGUUUUAUAGUGAGAAGAAUGCGCAUCUUGGGGGAAAUUACCUCCGGUUCGCGGUUUUUAAGGAGGAUUCGCUGCUUGAUUUGGCGAAGGAACGGCUGCGUGGCCUGAAGAGAUAUAUCUAUGUGAGCGGGAAGUCUUGUUAAUCGUUAUUUCUGCUGUUUGUUUUGCGAAAGGGAUCCUUGUCUAAAAUAAAUGAAUAAGUGAUGAAAAGGGGUAUAAGACCAAAGAGAGAGAGGAAUACACAGAGAAAUGGAUGUCCUUUUAA